Messenger RNA from Tripterygium wilfordii, 2601 nucleotides. RefSeq names its product UPF0481 protein At3g47200-like. Lineage: Eukaryota; Viridiplantae; Streptophyta; Magnoliopsida; Celastrales; Celastraceae. Bases 1048 to 2427 code for a protein of 459 amino acids. The transcript has 2 exons. The record is from RefSeq and is a predicted model, not a curated record.
UUCCUUCCCCAAAUCCCUAACUCGUUCUGCCCUAAACCCUCUCCCCAUGAUUCGCCCCAAUUUUUGCGUAAUACUAGUACUGAUACUAAAUUGAGUUUCUGCUGAUGACCGGAAACCUGUAGGCCUGUUAGAUCGUGAGAGAGCAGAGUCGGACCAGAUUUUCUGUGCAUUCAAAAGCUGUGAAUCCAGUUUCAAAGAAGCAGUCUUUGUUCAUUUACAAUUUCGGUUGAUUGCUUGAGUUGGUGGGUCAUGAAGUAUGUUUGGAUCCUUUUUAGUAUUCAAGAGAAGGUUCUUAUAUCCCAAUUUGGCUAGGCUUUUCUAAUGGCAAAGCUGUUAGGGUUCAAUGUUGGAUGGUUUAUGCUGGUCUGGCAUUUGUUGAGAAAAUGACAUUGUGUUAUUCAUUUAGCUUUAGGCGUAGAUUAUCCGAUUCCAUCGAAUGUUACUCUGUUUGUAUUUUAUUGUGAUUGUAGAGAGAAUUCGCCUCCUAAUGAACCUUGGUGUAGACUGUCUCAUUUUACCAAUGUGGAGUUCUAUGAUUUUCAACCUUGCUUGGACAGAAUUGGGAGUUUCUGAUGUAAAGUUCACAAGUCUUCAUAGUUGGGAAUUAUUUUUGGUAUCCUUUAUUCUGUUGUUCCUUAGUUGCUUUGGUUGUGGAGAUGCAAUGCUCAUAUGGAGGGUUUUCAUCAAAAGUACAUUUAAUACACAGUGAGUUCAGGUUUUGGUGUGAUGGAGGUGAAAUCUUGGCAUAUGAUCAAACCAUGAUGAAAGUACAUAUAAUCCCUUUAUUCCUGAGAGAAAAAGAAAAAGAAGCAAAAAUUAAUGAUAACAGCCUGGAAGAUUCAUAUUUGUGUAAGCAAGGAACAUUUGAUCAUUUGAAGACCAACUUUUGCAGAAAAAAGUUUGUUUACAGCUGCUUCCUUGGGCAAUCUUGUCUUUUGAAGGAAUAUAUUGCUCUUUGAUGGUCUAUUAGAAGAAUUGAAAAUACAGAAACUUGGAUACUUAUAUCAACCAGGGCAAUUGCAAAGCGACCUUGAUCAAUUAUCUGCAAUGGCAGGAGCAAAUUGGGCUGAACAAGUUAACAUCAAUCUCAACAAAAUGAAGGUAGAUAAUAAUUCCCAGGAGAUGGAGGACUGGAGGAAGCAGUCAAUCUAUAAACUUACUACCAGCAUCACAGACCUAAACAAGAAGGCCUACAUCCCUCAAGCAGUCUCUUUCGGCCCUUACCAUCACGGAAAAGCUCAUCUGCUGCCAAUGGAGGAGCACAAGGAACGAGCGCUGCUUCAUUUUCUAAAGAGAUCAAAUAAACAUCCACAAUUGUUGAUUGAUUCCUUGGCAGACAUGGUGAAGGAUUUGAAAUCCUCAUAUGCUAUGCUUCCAACAAAGUGGCAAGAAGAUGACAACAAAUUCAUACAGCUGAUGAUCCUUGAUGGCUGUUUCAUGCUCGAAAUCUUGCAUAGCUACGAGCAGAGACUGGAAGACUAUGCUGACAGUGACCCAAUCUUCAGCAAGCAUGGGAAGCUUCAUAUGAUCCCGCAUAUGAGGCGUGAUAUGUUGAUCAUCGAAAAUCAGUUGCCAAUGCUGGUUCUUGAAACGCUCUUAGCUUGCAAGACUGAACAAAAGGAUGAUGAGCAUCUCAACAAGCUCAUACUGAACUUAUGCUCGCCCAAUACAAUGGUGCCGCCAGUCCUGGGUAAAUGCCUUCAUGUUCUGGAUGUAUAUAGAAAGAGUCUACUUCACGGAGAACAAUAUCAGGGAGGUGGUACAGAAAGCAUUGAUGGUGUUAUCAUCCCAUCUGCAACAGAGCUUAAUGAAGCUGGAAUCCGGUUCAGGAGAAGUAAAACUGCAAGCCUUGAAGACAUUUCGUUCAAACGCGGAACCCUUAGACUUCCUCCUAUAACCAUUGACGAUGCCACUGAAUCGAUGUUCUUGAAUCUGAUAGCCUUUGAGCGGUACCACGUUGGGGCGGGCAACCAGGUCACAUCCUAUAUAUUCUUCAUGGAUAAUAUCAUCGACACCGGAAAAGAUGUGGCGCUCCUAGAAUCAAGACAGAUCCUGCAGAAUGCGUUGGGAAGUGACAAAGCUGUUGCUGACCUGUUCAACUCACUCUCUAAAGACACAACACUGGACCCAGAUAGCAAGCUAAGUCUGGUACAGAACAAUGUCCUAAAAUACUACAAUAAGCCCUGGAAUGAGUGGAAAGCCAAUCUCAUUCACACAUAUUUCAGAAAUCCUUGGGCUCUUAUAACCCUUUUAGCUGCCGUAAUCCUUUUUGCCCUCACCAUAGUCCAGACUGUCUAUACCGUAUAUCCUUAUUUCCAAAAUGACUCUCCUCCCCCACCUCCAGCCGUUCCUCCUCCUCCACCUCCGGCUGUUCCUCCUCCUCCACAACCGGUUUCCAGAAGAAGUGGUUACCAUCAUCACAUGUAGGCAGCCAGAGUGCACUUUAAAUGUGUUGCAUUACAUGUUUUUUUGCAUUUUACUGGGUCAUGAUACCUUGAUUUCGUAAGAUGAGUUGCAACCAUAGGGAAAAUUUGUUUAUAAUAAGUUCUGUCUAUGUCAUGAGAACAUGAAAUGUAAUAAAAUGGGUGGUUGUUGCAGGUA